AUGAGGCCUUUGUUCGAUGGUGACACUGGUGGUGGUGAUGCUGGUGGCCCGCCACUUCUCCCGGAAAAUGACAAUCCCAGAUCCCACCAGGCGCCUCUCACUCCCCGCGGUGGCAGGCCGCAGGCUGACCUCACUUACCUCACUGAGGAAGAAAUCGAAGCAGCCCUCUCCAUACCGGCUGAGACGAAGUUUGGCUUCAGGAAGGAACGCUCAGCGGCGGACGUCAACCUACUGCUGGCCAACGACUGGAGCAACGUCUUGGAUCAAGGAAGACACAUGGCCGUCCUGGCGCUAGAUAUCACUGGGGUGUUUGACCGUGUGUGGCACUCCGUUCUGGUGGAGAGGCUGCGCGCAGUCUGCUGCUUCAGGUGCUGA
Messenger RNA from Scylla paramamosain (green mud crab), 375 nucleotides. RefSeq lists its product as uncharacterized. NCBI's taxonomy places the organism in Eukaryota, Metazoa, Arthropoda, Malacostraca, Decapoda, Portunidae. The transcript is spliced from 3 exons. The record is from RefSeq and is a predicted model, not a curated record. Bases 1 to 375 code for a protein of 124 amino acids.